GGAUGGAUGUCUGAGCCCUCUCUUGAGUGAAAUCAGACAAACAAUUUCCUCCACUAGCAUGGGGACAGCAUCAACUCAGUAAACCUGGUGGUGCUUCCGUCCAGUUCAGUUCAGCUUUUACAGGCUCCAUUUGAAAUCUUUUUCCUAAAAUGGAGAGGUCAAUGCAUCAUUUGCACACGACACUGUCUCUGCUUUCCCUGGAGCAGUAGAGGAACACUGUGAUCACAGCACACAUCUGGAUCUUAUCGUCUUUUUAUUUUCAUUUUUGUAUUUUCAUCUGAGAGAAGAGAAAACAAGCAUAUUUCUCAGAUUCAGCAUGUUUGGAUGUCUAUUUUCUCCCUGUUAGCAUCAUCUGAAAGCAGGGGGUAUCUGCCAGGAAUAAGUCUGUGUAACGGUCUGUCUGAAGAUAUUCCUGUCGGUGAUGUUUGGGAAGGUGAAGAUGUGUAAUCCUGCUGAAUGUAACCUGGUGAUUCUUGGUGUGAUGGGCUGCGGGAAGUCAGCACUGACAGUCAAAUUCCUCACAAAACGCUUCAUCACUGAAUACGACCCUAACCUAGAAGACAUCUACUCAUCUGAAGAGGUGGUGGACCAGCAGCCCGUCACACUGAGAGUGAUGGACACCUGUGAACAGGAAGGUCCAGUGAACAGUGAACGUUAUCUGUCAUGGGCAAAUGUCUUCCUGGUGGUCUACAGCAUUGAUAACAUGGAGAGCUUUAAUGGCUGUCAGCUGUACCUGCAGACACUUGCCUCACACAACAAAACCUUCAGGCCACAAACUCCCAUCAUACUUCUGGGCAACAAGAAGGACAUGGACAGAUACAGACAGGUCCGUCAGUCGGAUGGUGAGGCCUUGGCGUCUCGUUUUGGAUGUGCAUUCUUCGAGGUGUCAGCCUGUCAAGACUUCCACUCUGUACAGCAAGUCUUCCACGAGGCAGUGAGGAGGGCAAGGAAAGGUGGUGCCUGUGGCUGCUUGGUCCCGGCCAUCUAUGCCAGCGAGGACAAAGCACUUCUGGGUGUCCCAUCCUUUACUACACCAUGUUACAAGGAGCUGCCAGUGCCUGCCAAUGCGAAACUGAUCACAGUGAAGACAUCCAGAGCUCAGAGCAAACGGAGAGCUUCCACUCUCACCUUACUCAAAGGGUUUAAGAUAUUUUGACACAUUCUACUGCAUGUCCUGUGAUACUGUGAAGGACUUGUAGGUCCUUAUGCAGACAGGAUUCCGAAGAAGCAGGAGCAGCUCCACCCUUCACAGACAUUUGGCAGGUUCAACGAAAAAGCCAGAGCAAUCUUAACGGAAGGCUCUUCUUAAUAUGUUGAUUUUAUGUUGAGGUUUUAGUUUGUUUCUCUUAUGACCUCCUUAAUGUUGUCAUACAUCCACUGAAAUGAUGGAUAAACCAAACCAUUAUGUCACAUUAUGUCACUGAGAAAAAGACAUGCAUGCCUUUUAAGCUUGCUCUUCCAAUGUGGUGAGCAGCAUGAAGGAAGUUCUUCCUCUACGCUAAGCAAUGUUUUCCCAUAUUAGAGACAUUUAUACGAACAAUGACAAGUCCGAAAGGCCUUCAAAAACAAAGCACUAUGAUUAAGUGAUUUAUUGUGAUGCAAUAAUAUCUGAGGCAUCAGCACAACACACAAAAGUACUCAAAUCUUAUUAAGUUUUUCCCAUUUCAGUUCACAACACAUGAUGGAGGAAGAAUAGAACAUUCUGUUCUAUUCUUUAGCCACCCCAACACAAACAAUGGUGAAGCCCAUUGGGGGGAACACACAUAAGCAGAUCUGAACUUACAACCAGAAACUUUUUUUUUUUUUUUUUUAGAAUACCUUUACAGGGAACCAUUUUUAUACAACUUUUGUUCCCACAUGGACACAUUUUAUGAGCGCAACCACCCACUGAAACUGUAAUGUAAACUGUUAUGAGCUUUAUUAAGAAUGAAUAAAAAAGAGACUUGAGCAAC
Oreochromis aureus is the source of this 1952-nucleotide messenger RNA. RefSeq names its product RAS-like, family 12 (gene rasl12). Gene Ontology annotation, molecular function: GTP binding; GTPase activity. The coding region runs from base 422 to 1156 and encodes 244 amino acids. Lineage: Eukaryota; Metazoa; Chordata; Actinopteri; Cichliformes; Cichlidae. The record is from RefSeq and is a predicted model, not a curated record. The transcript has 5 exons.